Kockovaella imperatae is the source of this 3503-nucleotide messenger RNA. RefSeq names its product putative calcium-transporting ATPase 3. Gene Ontology annotation, molecular function: P-type calcium transporter activity; ATP hydrolysis activity; ATP binding. Bases 71 to 3409 code for a protein of 1112 amino acids. Gene Ontology annotation, cellular component: plasma membrane. The transcript has 11 exons. NCBI's taxonomy places the organism in Eukaryota, Fungi, Basidiomycota, Tremellomycetes, Tremellales, Cuniculitremaceae. The record is from RefSeq and is a predicted model, not a curated record. Gene Ontology annotation, biological process: calcium ion transmembrane transport; intracellular calcium ion homeostasis.
GAAGACCCCUCUCUUCCCCCCUCUCUUCUGGUACUCAUCACACACCUCGCCUCCUCCAACUCAGCAGAUCAUGAGUGAGAAGAUAACCAACCGGACAGACAACAGCAACAACAACAACAACCGCCGAAACGCUACUGCCGCCCAUUCUGGCCUCGAUACCAUUGCCGAGAAGCAGAAUAAAAAUGUAUCCCGAUCCGAUACGAAGGAUACGGCCACUUCUCAAUCCCUGCCCUUCCCACCUCAUACGAUCGAGUCGUCCAAAGUCCUGGAAGCACUUCAUUCGGAUGCAUCCAGAGGUUUGAGCGAGGGAGAUGCUUCGAAUCGAUUCGAGAUACAUGGACCCAAUCGGCUCAAACCGCCUCGUCGACCGAAAAUUUGGAAUAUUCUCUUGAGACAGGUGUCUAAUGCCAUGACGGUGGUACUGAUUGCCGCCAUGGCCGUUUCGUUGGGAACCAUGGACUGGAUCAGUGGUGGAGUCAUUGCGGCUCUAGUGAUACUCAAUGUCUCUGUCGGGACUUAUACAGAGUGGCAAGCCGAAAAGACUGUGGCAUCACUCGAAUCUGUUGGCGCACCUCAAGCUACGAUCGUUCGACACUCCAAUAACUCAUCCUCAGAUGUGACCACUAAGAUCGUACCCGUUGACGAAGUGGUCCCGGGAGAUAUCAUCGAACUCAAGAUUGGAGAUAUCGUCCCUGCCGAUGCUAGAAUCCUCCAAGGCCACUUGAGCAACCUAGAAUGUGACGAAGCAUUCUUGACGGGAGAAUCACUCCCCGUGCAGAAGCAAGUCGAGCCGAUCGACGAGGAGGACUGCCCAGUAGGCGAUCGGAUCUGCCUCGUCUUCUCUGGCUCUCAAGUCACCAAAGGACGAUGCAGAGCAGUCGUGUUCAGCACGGGAAUGAACACCGAAAUCGGAAAAAUCGCUCAAGCCUUAGCCGCUAAGGGUGAGAGAAAAGAAAGAGGCUUCAAGGCCUUCUGGUACAAAAUUCAAGUCGGCCUGGGACUCAAAGAAAACACCCCUCUUCAGAUCAAGCUCAACAAGCUGGCGUACUUUCUCCUUGGAGCUGCCAUCCUCAUUGCCAUCAUUGUCGUCGCUUCAACUGGUUUCCGAAGCAUUCCCUUGACCGUUGCGACUUAUGCCGUCGCUGCAGCUGUCUCCAUCCUUCCUGCCAGUCUCGUCGCAGUCGUCAGUCUCACAUUGGCCACUGCCUCGACGGAUCUGGCCAAGCGAAAUGCCUUGGUCAGACGAAUGGACGCCAUUGAAGCACUCGCAGGAGUUCACAAUGUUUGUUCAGACAAGACAGGUACAUUGACUGUCGGCCGGAUGGUCGUCCGUAAAUUUUGGGUUCCUGUACUCGAUUCUCGACCGUCCGCCUCUGCCCCUGUCGAAACCAAGCAUGGCCAAGCUUACUCUUUGGAAACUGGGGCAGACCCUUUCUACCCACGAGGGGAAGUCAAGGCGGAUCUCGACCCCAUCGUCCCCGUCGGAUCGACCCUGGACCUGGGUCGCACGCCUCCGAAACGUGAAGGAACACAAGACCAAGUUGACGCUGAAGACUUGGUCGUCCACCAUGAAUCCCUUGAAUCCGGCCUUCGAUCGUUGGUGCUUUGUGCUUCCCUCUGUAACACUGCGUCACUCAACAGACCGACUGGGGAAGAAGGUCAAUGGGAAGCCAACGGAGAUCCAACAGAGAUCGCCCUUCAGGUCGCAGCUCAUAAGCUCGGUCACGGAAAACCAUUCCUGACUCACUCCAAAUCACCACUGGCACGAACCAUGUCUGCCGCUUCCAGAGUCUCUCGACCUCCUGUCGCGGGACAAGAUGGUCAUUACGAGCUCAUCGUUGAACACCCAUUCGACUCGACCGUCAAGAGAAUGUCUAUUGCUUACAGCUUUGUCCCUGACUCUGGCACCUCGUCCUCCAAAGCACACGUCCUGUGCUUCCUCAAAGGAGCCGUCGAGCGAGUGCUUGAGCGAUGCACUCACGUUGGAGACCAACCCAUCACCGAGGAGAUCAAGACGGAUAUCAUUGCCAAAGUCGACGCGUUGGCCAGUCAAGGUCUGAGGGUCUUGUCUUUGGCCGGAAAACGUCUUCCACGAACCGACCCUGAGACUAUAAAAGCUAUUCCACGAGACGAAUUCGAAACUGGGUUCACGUUCUAUGGACUCGCUGGAAUCUUUGACCCACCCAGAAAAGAAUCUGCUGGAGCCGUCGCAGACUGUCUGCGAGCCGGUAUUACGCCAAGAAUGUUGACUGGUGACCACCCAGCCACUGCAACUUCAAUAGCCCUCAGCAUUGGAAUCCUCGACAAGGCGUACUCAAAGACUGCCGUUAUGACGGGUCAGCAAUUCGACGCACUUUCCAAUGAUGAGGUGGACAAGUUGGAAGAAUUGCCUCUCGUUGUCGCUCGAUGUGCGCCAGAGACUAAAGUCCGAAUGGUCGAUGCGAUUCACAGAAGAGGACAAGCAACGGUUAUGACAGGUGAUGGAGUCAACGAUGCACCUUCGCUCAAACGAGCCGAUGUCGGAGUCGGUAUGGGAACUGGAAGUGAUGUCGCCAAGCAAAGUUCAAACUUGGUAUUGGCCGAUGACAACUUUGCAACGAUCUGCAGAGCCAUCCGAAAAGGCCGUUCAGUGUUCAAAAACUUGGCAAAGUUCCUCUUGUACCUGCUAUCCGGCAACGUUGCUGAAAUAGUUGUUCUGCUCAUCGGGCUUGCCUUCCAAGACGAGAACGGACAAGCUGUGUUCCCCUUGUCUCCCGUUGCUGCCCUCUGGAUCAACACCAUUGCCGCCGGUCCACCUGCACUCGCACUUGGACUCGAACCGACCGCCGUAGACGCCAUGGACCAGCCGCCAUCUUCAUUCCAAGAGAUCUUCAACCUAGAAUUUUACAUUGAUCUUGCGUUCUACGGUCUCUUGAUGGGCGCUCUGGCUCUAGUCAACUUUGUUAUCGUUCUCUGGGGUUACUAUCCUGGAUACUUGGGUCGAUACUGUAAUGAAGGAGAUGCCGACAUUUGUGAUCCCGUCUUCCAGGCUCGAGCAACUUGCUUCGCUACGCUUAUUAUCAUCUUGAUGAUUCACGCCCUCGAAUGCAAACACUUCUCUAAAGGUCUCUUCCAGGUCAACCUGAGAGACAACAAGGUCUUGCUGUGGUGUGCGAUUGUCUUGAUGCUUUUGACUUUCCCCGUGGUCUACAUCCCCGUGAUCAACAACAAGGUCUUCCUCAUUGGCUCCCUCGGAUGGGAGUGGGGCAUCAUUUUCGGAAUGAUCUUUGUCUAUCUCGCCUCGACUGAAGCGUACAAAUGGGGCAAGCGAGUCCUCGCACGCCGCAGGACCCCUGUGGAGCCUCAGCGUGGUCCGGGGGACAAGACUUUGAGACUGGAAAAGACAAUCAGGGAUGGAGAAGUGGUAUAGAUGUAGAUGUAAACAAUAAGACUACAGGUGACGCUUUUAAUGAGGUGUUCUCCAUAGGAGACAUGACUUGAGCCAUGCAAAGUGUACAAUGUAA